CACAAGUUCAGGGUGUACUCAGUAGUUCUGAUGACUCGCUCUCUCUUUAACACAGUAAGUCGGUGAUGCUCCACUUGUAGAGACCUCGACCACAAUGACGAAACGGUGCGUCAAAUGUGCUAGUGUAGUCGGAGAGAUGUUCCCGAUGUCACCUUGACUUUGCCAGAAUGUUUCACCGCAAGUUUAGGAUGUUUAGUCCCACUGUCGUGCCUGUUUGAGAGCGUGGGCUCGGUGCUUCGGCCGAUUCAUAGACGGUCUUUAAAUGAGCUCACGUCAUCAAGGACCUGUUCCCUAUGUCACUUCAACUUUCCCAGGACAUUUCAAGGCAGUCUUUAGGAUGUUUAAUCCUGCGGUCAUGAGUUGUAGAAAGCGUGGGCUGGUUGUCUUAGCUUUACGAACUCUCCUGUUCAGUUUGUCGAGUGCUGCGGUUGUGUUCCGAGACAGUCCCGAGGAUCUUGUCCUCGCGGCCGGUAACACAGCCGUCUUGCGCUGCAGCAUCCAGGCAGGUGGCGGGGAGAGAGACACGGUGAAAUGGAUGCACCUGGAGUCCGACCAGGUUCUGAGCAAAAAUGGUAGGAUCACAACGCCUGCACAGGAGAAAUACUCCGUGGUGGGGGACCACGAGGCGAACGGGGAGUAUCACCUGAGGAUUAUAGGCGUCCAACUCACCGACCGAGGAGAAUACCGUUGCAUGUGUGGCUCUGAGUACCGGUCCGCUAUCCUAACCGUAGUGGUCCCCCCAGACACCGGGUACCCGCUGUGCCAUGUCCAACCCAAUCCAACGCAGCAACAACCAGGGAGAAUAGCGGAGCUGACCUGCAAUUCACACGGGGGAACUCCUCCGGCUGCUCUGAUCUGGCAUCGGAAAGGGGAGCCGAUAUCUGAGGUGACCACGCACAGCAACGCCUUGAAGAGCUUGGUCACGGCCGAGGACAACGGGGUCGUAUUCACCUGUUUUGCUCAAUCCAAAGCCGCUUCCUUGCCCGUCCGUAGGUGCGAGGUGAUGGUACUCAAUACACCCCCGACGGGAUCCAUUAACCCCGACCUACACGUUGUAUAUCCAGGAGAUUCAGCGAGUUACACAUGCACAGGCGCCGGUAUCUCGAAGGUCAUACGUUACAGGUGGCUUGUCAAUUCUAUCGAUGUCACGAGGGCGGAGAAUCGUGGCCAGAGAUACGAGGUGCUAGAUAACAACAGGACACUGAGGAUCACCGACGUUCGAAGUUGGGAAGACGGAGCGGUGAUCGCCUGCGAGGUGUCCAUCGCCUCUGGUUUGACAGGCCGCGCCCGGGCUAAGCUCUCGAUCGCUUUACAGCCAGUCACGUCUGCGGCCAACGAGGCUAACCCAGGCGCACUCUUCCCAAUUAAUGAUCGAGUCCCAACUGAGAAUGAUAAGAAGACCGGGCCGACCGGUCUCAAGCCACAGGGAAAUACUGCCACUGCGGGUGUAGUGGCCGGGGCCACUAUGGCGACUGUUGGGAUCAUACUGGCCCUAGUGGCCAUCGCCAUUUUACUCCUUAAAAUCAAGGCCAGCGGCCACUUCAGCAUGGCCAACGCUAACGAAAAGAAAUGCUUUCCAGACAAGCUUGAUUUGUCCACAGGCACCAUCAAAAAGGUCGACGAGUGUCCCAUUUACGCCAAACCCAAUAAAUUGCGCAAAGGCCCGGCGCCUGCACCUCCAGGCGCCGCAGCCGCAGUGCUUGCCGCCUGCGACCUCGCCAUGCAGAAGAAGCAACUCCGGAAGAAUCACCACAGCUACGAGAAGGUGGAAAUUCUCGGCUGUUCAUCACCGGGCCAGACCUACACUUUGCCCGUCAGGCUCCAGGCGCGUGCGCCUACAACUCCGAAAACAAGGCGAUCGGACACCUUAAGGUGCAUCAAGGCGCAGGCGCCCCUGCCGCCAAAUUUGCCACCUCUUCCCCGAUCGCCGUUGCCACCUCUACCCCAGAAGUCGCCACUGCCAACCCCAACGCCCUCUGAUUGGCCUACUGGUGAUUUAGUGUACGCCGAUCUUGACCUUCCCGCCAAAACAGAAACAGUCAACCAAUCACAUCCCUCGUUUGUUGGUGUGGAUUACGCAAUGCUUCAAGGACGUAACUCUGGUAGCAGCGGUGGUUAUGACUGGGGCACCAGUUGAGUGCAUGGAUACCAGUGACAAUACAAACUAAA
This is a messenger RNA of Patiria miniata (bat star), 2169 nucleotides long. RefSeq lists its product as uncharacterized. Lineage: Eukaryota; Metazoa; Echinodermata; Asteroidea; Valvatida; Asterinidae. The record is from RefSeq and is a predicted model, not a curated record. The coding region runs from base 263 to 2137 and encodes 624 amino acids. The transcript has a single exon.